This is a messenger RNA of Metschnikowia bicuspidata var. bicuspidata NRRL YB-4993, 1478 nucleotides long. It is a transcript of the gene GLO2, whose product is annotated as hydroxyacylglutathione hydrolase. The coding region runs from base 311 to 1438 and encodes 375 amino acids. The record is from RefSeq and is a predicted model, not a curated record. NCBI's taxonomy places the organism in Eukaryota, Fungi, Ascomycota, Pichiomycetes, Serinales, Metschnikowiaceae. The transcript is spliced from 2 exons. Gene Ontology annotation, molecular function: hydroxyacylglutathione hydrolase activity.
AUUUAAGAAUAUAAAUUAUGAUACGCCUAGCAAAUCGUUGAGAGCCUCAAUUGUCGGCUCAGGGUAGCAAAAUCAUGAUUCUGGUAUGGCUCUUGAGCGUAGUAUAUCGAUUACUGUAACAUGUCUGGUUCAUGGCACAUCGCACGUUUAGUGUCGAAAGUUAAAAUCAAAUUCUAGAACUUCCUAUAUAUAUAUAUAUAUAUAUAUAUAUAUAUAUAUAUAUUCAGUGGAAUGGGCUUGAACAAAAAGGAAAUUUCAUAUUUGCCGGAAUAUUUUUGAAAACUGUUCAUGGUCCCCGUAUAUACCUAGUAUGCGGAAUGUCCGCGGUUCUGAGCCUAUCAUAUUUGUCUCGCAAUUUUCGCUCAGUGGUUGCCCCAUCACCCAUGCACACCUGCGCUUGCUGGCUCAGCAUAUAUAUCAAAUAAUGGGAUACCCGCAAAGAAUUUCUGGAAUCAACUUUAAACCCUCGAGUUCUUAUCGGCGUUUCAGUUUGUGCUUCUCGACAAAUACCUUCACGUACUGCACGCGGUUUAGCAAUCCACCCAACUCGCUUAUCAAGAUCGCAUCAUACUCCUCUUUUGCUGAACUGUCUUGUGACUUCACAGGUUUCAAACGCAUUGUUGCUAAUCGGCAACCCAAAAUCGAUUUCAAGUCUCAAAUCAUCAGAAAAAUGCACAUUACUCCUAUUCCGUCUUCAUGGGGAGAGUCAAAUAACUACGCAUAUCUUAUAGUUGAUGAUUCAACCAGACAUGGCUGGUUAAUCGAUGCAGCUUUCCCAACCGAUGUCUUGAGUUACCUUGCUGAAAAAAAACCUAACGUGGAAUUGAAAGCCAUCGUGAAUACUCAUCACCACUGGGAUCACGCAGGAGGCAAUAGAACUUUUCACAAGAAGUACCCAGAUUUGCCGAUCAUUGGUGGAAAGGACUCCGAAUUGGUCACGUACACCCCUUCUCAUCAAGAGGUUAUUGACUUGGGAGACAAUAUCUCAAUUACAGCUUUACACACCCCUUGCCACACGCAAGACUCAAUUUGCUAUUACGCGAAGGACUCAAAGACUGGCGAAAAAGCCGUCUUCACAGGCGAUACCCUUUUCAUCAGUGGAUGUGGACGUUUUUUCGAAGGAAAUGCUGCCGAGAUGAACAAAGCUUUGAACGAAGUGCUAGCAAAAUUGCCAUCUGAAACUGUUGUUUAUUCUGGUCACGAGUAUACGAAGUCGAACGUCAGAUUUAGCGAAAAAGUCAUGCAAAACAAAGCCCUUUCAGAGCUAAAGGCGCUUGCUGAGUCGACUGAAUUCACUGCUGGAAAAUCAACAAUUGGUGAUGAGCUCAAGUUUAACCCAUUCAUGCGUCUUAGCGAUCCUCAGGUGCAAAAGGCAACUGCCGAAACAGACCCUGUGCAAGUCAUGGCCAAGUUGAGAGAAAUGAAAAACAAAUCUUGAGCCUAUUGAGUGCUUGCUCCUGUUUACCCGUCGGAAUAAA